UAAUUUGGGGUACAUAGCCUGGAGACUUAAAACGGUUCAACGUAACAACCGCUGCAGCAGGACCACUACUUCAGAGGCCACUUGUGAAAGAAGGGGACCUGGAACUCAAAGAGCAUUUUUUACAUCAGAAAUGCAGCUGGAGGGAGAUCGUUGUCAAGAAGCUAUUUCAUUUCUGAAACACUGUUUGGAUCCAGAGCAAGUGGCUGCAAAGAUGAAAUCUACCUUUCAGUAUCGCCAGAAAAUGAUCCAUGAUCCUGAAAAGUCAUCCUCUGUUAUUUCUUUAUUUCCGAGGUUUCUUGACACAAAAGGACUGGUGCUGCAAGACUUUGAGUUAUUGUUUGGAGUGGAGACUGCAUCUAAGCUUCUGGAGAAGUGGGACUCUUGUCUGAAACAAAAAGUCAUUCAAGAAGCCAAAGCCCUGACCCAGUCACUGCAUCUGAGUUGUCUGAUUCAGUCGGCAGAACUGCAAUGCAACACCAGUCAUGGAGCUACAGAUUGGGACAGUGAGAUGUCGUCCCUCUUAUUGCUGGUGUAUCUCCUACCACCACCUUCUAGUGGAAAUAAGAAGGUUGUCAAGAUCAGUGUGCGUGAAGCUGUAGACCGUGUAGUAAAAUUUCAUAAGUCCUGUUGCAGUUUUGAAGAAGUUCUUGGAUCAACACAGACAACACAGCCCUACAUCUUGGCAGUUGGGACUUCGAAGAGUAGCAUCCAUGAGUACUACAUUGUGUUGGAUGGGCAGCUCAUUCCCUGCAUGGCUAAGUCCUCUCUCUCAGCCUUUGAUGAACUUUUCAAAACUCAUUAUGUGUUUGGCAUUUCAUAUGAUGCUGCUUUGCACAAUAUGUUUACCUUUCUUCAAACAACCAUCUACAACAUUGAUGUAGGCAUUACCCAUGAAAGCCCUCGAAUCGGAGAUCUUCGGGCCAAGGUUCUUAAUUAAGUACUGUUGCAAAGUUUUCUUGAGAAGAUGUUUAGGUGCUUUUAAAAAAAAAUUUAAAUUUUUUUUUUUUUAAAAAGUAUUAAAAAUUUCAAAAAUAUUACUAAGUCAUUAGCUCUAAAACAUCAGAUGUCUAUUGCAUACCACUGGGAAUCUCAGCCAUUUAAGUGUAUUGAGUGUGGACCUGUAUCAAGCGUUCAGCUUUGUAGCCUGUUAAACUGUGAAUUGAUUGCAGAAAAACUGCAAAUCGACAUUGAUUGUUAUGUUGAUCUUUUUACUUGGAUUUCUUGUUUUGGGACAGAAUACCGUUCAGGUCUUCUUGUUUGUUCAGAUAUGAAAGAUGAUCUUCCUGUCUUCAGUAAGAUUACUGAUAUAAUUGGAUUUGAUGGUCAACAUUUUUUGUUGACUUGUGAUUUUGAGACUUUAUGCUUUGUUGAACAUCUACACUCAUUUCAAGUCCAAGAGGGGCUUUGUAGGAAUGUCUCUAUUUUGAAUGUGGAAACCUUGCGUUUCUUUAAGCCGUUUGACCUUCAAACAUCUUAUGGAUUUCAGCAAAAUGACCUUUAUAUUGUUCCUAUACAUGUUUUUAUAUAAAGGCCUUCAUUUUAGACAGUGCUUUUGUGCUCCGGUCUUGUUUGGAUGUACCUUUUUAAGUAAAGUUGUAGACCUUCACAAAUCUUAAUCCCUCUACAGUUUUAUAUAUGUUGAAAAUGUGAAAUUGCACACAAAACAUGGACAGUCAUAUAAAAUGAAUUAACUUUAAUGCUUUGUUGAACUAAUGUGUUUGUUCCCAGUAUUUAGUAAACAUGCUGUACUGAAUGUAUUUGUGAAAACCAGUUACAAACUGAUUCUUGGAAAAAAAUAAAUAUUGAUUGUUUUAAAAA
This is a messenger RNA of Misgurnus anguillicaudatus (oriental weatherfish), 1818 nucleotides long. The record is from RefSeq and is a predicted model, not a curated record. Lineage: Eukaryota; Metazoa; Chordata; Actinopteri; Cypriniformes; Cobitidae.